AGCAUUAGCUGAGCAUUGUGUCCUAUCUGGCUGUUUUCCUGCACAGCAAAGCAGUCAGUAGAGGCAUCUGCCCCCCACCCUCUCCGAGCACCACAGCAUCAUUGUGAGACCCCGCCUCAUCCCCUGUCCUUGUUUUUGCCUGUCAUUCUCACACACAGAACAGCCGCACUGCAAUGAAUGAGCAUCUACAGCUGAGGAACAGCCAAGGCGUUUCCAGAUGCCUCCCAGGAACCUGGCACAGGAUUUGUCUCCGGCUCUGACUACCCACACACCGGGGGCACUUGGUACAUUUCCUUAUUUACCCCCUUGCUGCAGAUCCCCGUCCUUUCCCGUACAAGCUAGAACGGCUCCUGUGUAUCUCAUGGGGGCUGCGCAAUGAAGCUCCUGCAAUUUCUAAGGAGAUGCCACCAGGGGAUUAUUCCGCCCAGUAAAUCCUUCUGUUCAGGAAAGCAAAGGUGAGAAGGGGAGGAUUGAAAAAUCCUUGCACCGGGGCGUCUGUGGGUUCUGAGGUGUGUCUGUGGGUUUGCGUUGCCUUGGGAUAAACAAAAGCACCAGACGGGAGCAAAAAGGAGAGUCAAGAUGUGCAGCAAAGCUAAGAGUAGCGAGGCGCUGAAGGUGGUGGUACGAUGCCGCCCUACCAACAGGAAAGAGGAGGCAGCUGGCUACGAGGGCAUUGUUGAUAUGGAUAUUAAACUGGGCCAAGUGACUAUGAGGCAUCCAAGGGCAAAUCCAGGGGAACUGGCAAAGACGUUCACAUUCGAUGCCGUAUACGAUGCCAGCUCGAAGCAGGCGGACCUGUACGAUGAGACAGUUAGGCCUCUUAUUGACUCGGUGCUGCAGGGGUUCAACGGGACCAUAUUUGCUUACGGGCAGACCGGCACCGGAAAGACCUACACUAUGCAAGGUGUUUGGGCCGAGCCUGAGAAAAGAGGGGUGAUCCCUAAUACUUUUGACCAUAUUUUCACUCACAUCUCCCGCUCCCAAAACCAGCAAUAUUUGGUGAGGGCGUCUUACCUCGAAAUCUACCAGGAGGAGAUCAGAGACCUUUUGUGCAAAGACCAGAAUAGGAAGCUCGAACUCAAGGAGAAUCCCGAGACCGGAGUUUACAUCAAGGACCUCUCGUCUUUUGUGACAAAGAACGUCAAGGAGAUCGAACAUGUCAUGAAUUUGGGCAACCAGUCACGGUCCGUGGCCUGCACAUAUAUGAACGAGUACAGCUCAAGGUCCCACACCAUUUUUGUCAUCACGGUGGAGUGCAGCGAAAUUGGAGUGGAUGGGGAAGAGCAUAUCCGAGUGGGGAAACUCAACCUGGUGGACUUAGCUGGCAGUGAGAGACAAAGCAAAACAGGAAUAAAUGGUGACAGGCCUAAAGAAGCUUCAAAAAUUAACCUCUCACUUUCAGCGCUGGGUAAUGUGAUCUCUGCACUGGUUGAUGGCAGAAGCACCCAUAUUCCUUACAGAGACUCCAAACUCACCCGCUUGCUUCAGGAUUCUCUGGGCGGCAAUGCAAAAACCAUUAUGGUGGCAACUUUAGGGCCGGCUUCGGUCAAUUACGACGAGACCUUGUCCACCCUCAGAUUUGCCAAUAGGGCCAAGAACAUCAAGAACAAGCCUAGAAUCAACGAGGACCCAAAGGACACAUUGUUGAGGGAGUUCCAAGAGGAAAUCGCUCGACUAAAAGCCCAGCUGGAGAAACGAGGGAUGCUGAGUAAGAAGAGAAGAAGGAACAGCCGCAGAAAAAAGUCUGUGGAUGGAGACGGCACUCCAGAUACGGAGGCAGAAGAAGACAAUGAAGACAAGCUCAUCGAGAAGAACGUAGGAAGUUACCUGAAGGAGCAGGCAGAGAGGAUUGAGCAGGAGAAGGCCGCCAUCCAAGAUGAUCACAGUCUAUUGGCAGAGGAGAAACUGAAGCUGAUAGAAGAGAAGGAGAAGAUGAUGGAUGAUCUGACCAAGGAGCAGAAAGCUACAGAGCUGCUGGCUGUGAAAUUCAAGGCAAUGGAGAGCAAGCUUCUGGUGGGAGGGAAAAACAUCAUGGACCACACCAACGAGCAGCAGAAGAUGUUGGAGAUAAAGAGGCAGGAGAUUGCGGAACAGAAACGCAGAGAGCGAGAGAUUCUGCAGCAAAUGCUCCUGCGUGACGAGGCGACGGUGGAUCUUCGGGGGACCUACACGUCUCUGCAGCAGGAGGUAGAAAUGAAGACCAAGAAACUCAAGAAGCUCUAUGCCAAACUGCAGGCAGUGAAGGGUGAGAUCCAGGACCAACAUGAUGAAUAUGUGCGGGUGAGACAGGACCUUGAGCAGGCUCAGAAUGAACAGACAAGGGAGCUGAAAUUCAAGUACUUGAUCAUCGAGAACUUCAUUCCGCCGGAAGAGAAAAAUAAGAUCAUGAACCGACUUUACUAUGACUCUGAAGAGGACCAGUGGAAAUUCCAGCCUCUUGUUCCCCCUGGAAAUGCCAGUGGAGGGAACGACACAAUGAAGAGGCGCCCAUCGUCUGCAGUGGGAUAUAAAAGACCAAUAAGUCAGUAUGCCCGGGUCGCCAUGGUAAUGGGGUAUCAUCCCAGAUAUCGGGCUGAAAACAUUAUGUUCCUGGAACUAGACCUGACCCCUCCUGCAUUGUUUGAGAUGGACUUCUCUAAGGAUCGGAGUGAGCAGGACCCCCGGGCCCUUCACUUGGAAAGGCUCACUCGCCUUGAUAGUCUCAUGGAGCGCCCGGCUGCAGCACGAGUCCGGAAGUCCAGGUCCUGGUGUCAGCAGCCGAAGCUUCUUCCGUCCUCAACCACCCACAUCUCCCUGACGUCGAGCAGCCAAAGGUGCCCUCUGUCUCCCACCCACGAGUAACACGGCCUUUACUCCAUAGCCCCACCCAUGCACUAAACUUUAUUCCAGGCUUUUGCUUCCAACAGACUAACCAGCCGGAUCUUAACCUUGUUAUUCUCAAUGGAGCUUGGAUCUCAGCUGAGCAAAGAACACUAUAAUUUAAUGGAUGAGCAUAUUUAUUUAUUUAUUGAUGUGGACGGGCCCGUGCUGCCUUCUAGUGGCACUUCCGGGUAUGCAGAGAAUUAAGGGCACGGGUAGUCGCAGCUCCCACGGGAGGGACAUGUGGUAUCUCUUGACUGUUACCUCUGCAUUCUCAGUAGGGCCUCGAGCCACAGAACUGUACAGUAAGGUGAUUAAUGUUGUGUUGUUAGUGCCCUCUCUCUACAAAGUCCUAGUGGACAGCCAAGAAAGAUCAUUUCCUGACAUCCAGAAACCAAAGGGGAACAUGUUCAGCCCAGUCUACACUUCAUCAAUAUAUUUGCCACCACUAGGACUGCUGCGUCCUUAUCUCCAGCCAUUGUGUGUGACUUACAUCCCAGCCUCGACAUCAUUGCAAGUGAUGGUCAUCAGGAUUUGGCCAAGUCUCAUUUUACAAAUGCCAGUGCCUUAACUCAAAGGCUUUCCAUCUACAGCUCAGUCUCUGACAAAGCCUCUCGAAUGUUCCACAAGAUUCCCUUCUCCAGUCCUAUGACACGGGCUUGCCUGGAGAUGAAGCACACUUGAGACAUGUCCUUCAAAGUAGUUUCCAGCUGAGCUCAGCACUGAUCAUAGUCCAGAAGGAGACCUGCUGCUACAGACUUGACCAUCCUGCUUAUAGUUACUCCAUGCUAGGAGGCCCCAUUUGCUUUCACGUUCACUCUAAAAUGGGCCGACCAAAAUAUUUCCAUGUCUGGACAUUCUUGAACUUACUUUUCAGCGUGAAGGAUCCAAGUGCAAGCUUAGCGUUCAGUCUAUGUCCGUCGGUUUUGUACAAAUGAGGUCUUUCUAAAGCAAAUCCUUUCUCGAAAGUAUGGACCAAGGUCAUGCCAUUGCCACCAAUCGCGAGCCUGUAACAAAAGAACUAGUUCUGGAGAGUACCUAGCACGUACCAUACCUGCAUGUCCGAGCAAACAUAUAACGGCAGGUACAUCUAAGGAGUUGUAUUUACAUAAUUAUCAGUACUGCCGACCUUUCGUGUAACCCCCCCAUGCUAAACCAAUGUGUAACCAGAUUGAUGUGGGACAGGUCUGGUCUCGGCUCCAUUUCUAUUGUAUCCUAGUGAGGGAGAGAUGAGAUGUUCCAAUGGGGAUGGAUUCUGUAUUUGUACAGUGGCUUUUAUCUUCCAUAUUUGUUCGCUAAGCAUAUUUGAUUAACAAUUACACCACCAUUGUUCCAUUUGUAUUUAGGCCUCAAUUUAAGACUCGUACUGGCCUUUGGUUUGGCGCCCUCACUUCUUUUGGCAUUAAAGCACCAGUAGCACCAUAAUGUGACAAUAUACACGAUAAAGUUAGUAUCAUCCUACACCUACAAAGAAACUGUUUGGUUUGCCACCUUUCUAUUGGAAUUUACUGCCCUUUGGGGAGCUGUGAUGUCACGCGUGUUGAUUAGUGAUGUCAUUGGGGCAAGGGAAUGGGCAGAUCAGGGGGAAGGAUGGUGGCAGUACCUAGUGAGAGCAGGGAUGGAGGACUUAAAGGGUAGGAAAGGACAGGUAAUUACCUGUACAUUGCUCUUACAUUUGUAUACUAUUUGGCCAGCAGUUACUGGUGAAAUACCAAGUGGCGACCCUAAUUGGCAACAAAGGUCCUAUUAUAUCUGAGAGAGGUUUCAUGCUGUAGAGGGCCAUGAAUGGCACAAAACAUUUUAUUAUCAUGCCCAUACAUAAUGGAUUAAAUUCGUGAAAAUAAAUAUAGCUCCUCCCUCUCCGGCCGCUACCACCACAUUGGGCCCCGUACAAGUAAGAUACUUAUUGUUCUUUCCCAAGACAGACAAUAUUAGGGCAGGACUUACUGAAUCAUUCUAGUCCAAUAUACAGGAAAAAGUCAGGGAGGGAACGUUGAUAACAAUAUAUAAAUUCAUACUACACUGUCGCCAUGGCAACUUCCACUCAUUUUUGCAUAAAUGCAACUAAAUCUUCACAAUAAGUGCGGUUUUCAUUUGCAAACAUAAAUGGAAGAUAGUCACUGCAUACAAAGGAUAUACUUCCCCUUGAAUCCCUGUCCUUUAGGGAAGGUUGUUCUAUAGAGUUCUAUGUUUAUAAAAGUGUUGUAAAAGCGUCAUUAAUUUGAUCACUUUAAUUCCACUCUAACAGGUUAUUAAACCAUAAAUUGACAUAAUGAUAAUAAUACAGUGAUUAUGAGUGACGGGUGCGCUAUUCUUAUUCACGGUGUCGCGCCGAGGAACCACGGCCCCCACGUCGGAACUCUACAACUGGGGGGGGGGGGGGGGGUGUGGGUUCAACUGCAGGGGUAUUAAUGUGUAUACUGUAUGGUGCAAUAAUACUCAGUAUGUCUAUGCAGACGCAGAAAUGUACAGAUGUUUUGUGUCCAUAAAUUUCCAUAAUUAUAUUCAUGCCCUCGC
Xenopus tropicalis (tropical clawed frog) is the source of this 5376-nucleotide messenger RNA. RefSeq names its product kinesin family member 3C (gene kif3c). Gene Ontology annotation, biological process: cilium assembly; microtubule-based movement. Lineage: Eukaryota; Metazoa; Chordata; Amphibia; Anura; Pipidae. Gene Ontology annotation, cellular component: cytoskeleton; kinesin complex; cytoplasm. The record is from RefSeq and is a predicted model, not a curated record. Gene Ontology annotation, molecular function: microtubule motor activity; ATP binding; microtubule binding. The transcript is spliced from 8 exons. The coding region runs from base 580 to 2841 and encodes 753 amino acids.